GACACGAGACAACGCUGAUCUUCUGUCGGAGCAGAUCGAGACAAGAAGUAUUGUGUUCAAUGCUCGAGACCAGAGCAGAGGAAAACGACUCGGAGAAACAUUCCGCUGGACGUUUGAGGAGUAAUGAUAAACCUGUUAUUAGCGGUUAGUUAAGAUUGAUGUAACCUGCCUCUGAACAGUCACAGUUGGAAGAGACGCGUCUGCUGCCGUCUCCUGUCAAAGGGGGUAAGAUAUGUAUAAGAUGAGCCUGUUUGGGGUCGUGCAAAGAGUAUAAAUGCACAUUGAUGAGCAAAGAGAGACAGGCUGGCGAAGGCGAAAGAGGUGGAUGUUUUGAGGGUCGCUGAGGAUCUUGUGCUGGAGAUGUCUCUGUGGAUGAUCUUACCUGUCAGCCUCCCAGCUCUCACCAUCACUGGAAUAUGGGUUGUGUAUGCUAUGGCCUUGUACAACCAGCAUGUCUGUCCUGUGGACAAUUGGAUGUAUAACCAGUCAUGUGAGAUGGAUCUGCCCUUGCAGACGGGACCAACGCUAUGCUGUACUCUGGACAAUGUUCCCCUCAUAAGUAAAUGUGGCACACUUCCUCCAGAGAGCUGCUUCUUCAGUCUCAUCUGCAGCACUGGAUCCUUCAUGGUGAUGGUGAUUGUGUUCCUGCGUUAUGCCCAUGUGAUAGAGAAACACCAAAACUGUGUACUAAACACAGCAAGUCUCUCCACUGGCUGGAUCUGUGCUGCAGGACUCAUCAUGGUGGGCAACUUCCAGGUGGAUAAUGCUAAGGUUCUUCACUAUGUUGGUGCAGGAGUGGCCUUCCCCACCAGUAUGCUGUUUGUGUGUCUGCAGUCUGCGCUGACCUACCGCCUGGCCAAGACUCAGGGAGAAUACAAUAUUGGUCACUUGCGCCUGUUUAUGACCCUGCUGGCAUUUGUAGCCCUGGUGCUUAGCGGGGUGUUUUUUGUCCAGGAGAGUUUUGUCCUGCAGCAUGCAUCAGCCAUUUUUGAGUGGGUCUUCUGUGUCAUUAUCAUGCUGUUCUACGGCACAUUUGCUUUUGAAUUCGCUGGGAUAUCCAGUGACACAAUGAUGGUGCUGGCCCGAGGGCAAUCUCUACAGACCGCAAGCCGAGACCACAAAAUGGAGUCGCUUAGUGGAACCAAUCAGCACCAGCCUGAGAGCCUGUCCAUACUCUAACCUCAGUGUCCAAUAUCUGCUAAUCUCUCUCCUUACACUAGAACUACAGAGGGAACAUAACAGAAAGUGGACCCUGGCUCUCAUACAACCAACUUACCCUUGCCAAAGAAUCCAGCUCAGAUUUUGCACAUUUUUGAGAGACCAAAUCUAUGCCCUCUGUCCAUCCUUCUUUAUUCUCUGGGGACCUUUGAAUCCAACAGCUUCCAUGCUGAAAAAAGGGAAGUACUGACUGGAUGUGUUGGAGAUUACGUUAGAUCUCAUCUGGAUUUUGAAAGCAUCUGUGGAUAAAAGCAAAUACAGUCUGCUAGUUGGCAGCUAUCCGCGUCCAUAGGGAAAGCUGGAAGAGCAGGUUUGCGUCAAUGACGAAGUUUCAAAGCCUUCUGCAAUCAACAUUAUAUUCAAGCAUUUAAGCAAAAUGCAUCAAAAUAGUGCCAAUUCCAGACAUUGCAAGACAAUGAAUAUAAAAUGCUGAUUUUAUCUUUGCCUUUUGUUUGUUUUUUCAAAGGCAUUUUUCUUUUCACGUAUCUCUCUCUCUUCUAGUUAAAUGAUCAGGUUGAUUUAUUUUGCCUUAAUCGCAGGAUGGUGUCUAAAACAUCACUACCAGUGUGCCUUGAAAUAAAGAACCAAAUACAGCUAUUUAAUAGAGCUAGACAUAUAUGUUGAAAGUCAUACAUGUCAGAAAACUGUCCAAACCUAAAAUAUGUAUGUAUUUUAUUAUAUUCGGUUUAUAUUAAUGUUGAUUCUAAGCUGAAUGAUAUCAGCAAAAACCUCACGCAAAACAGGCGCAUAAGCUUUUCACAUCAGGUCGCCAGUAAAUGGUGGCUUUCCAGAAGUUAUGAGCGUUGCAGUACGUUGUUACCAAAUGUAAUUGAGUAGAGAAGAGAGCUAUUUUGUCCUGAGGAAAAUGUGAUUAGGGUUCCCUCUCGCUGUCCCUGUGGGAAUUGUCACAUGUUGUUGAGGUGAGAGAGUUCAUGCGAGAUGGUUCCAAGGAAGCAUCUUCUGAAUUUUCUCAAAAACAUCCCUUUAAGAGAGAAUAGAUUGGCGCUGCCCCUGGUAAAUAGUUUGAUAUGUGUUCACAGUUUUAGGCCUCUGUGGAAUUUUAUUUUACUUGGGAAAAAUGCAGCCGGACUGCAAGGUUGUAAUUGAUAAAGCAUUUUUUGGCUUGUUCUAAAAACAAGCUUGUUAUACAUUGGCUAAAUUGUGACAUCAGUAAUUAUAUUGCUCCUCAUUAGAAAGGGAGUUUGUGUAAUUUAUUCUGUUAGGAUGAGGACCAUGAUUGUAUUGCCUUAUAUGCUACCAGCGCCAUCCUGAAAACACAUUCCAUGUCAUGUUAGUUUACUAGUUAUUACUAAUUCUCUGCACUCAGGAAUGUCAGAUAAGUCUUUCUCUUGUUGUCCCACAACAUUUUAAAGUUAUUCUAGAAGUCUAUAUUGAUAAACCUGAGUUGACUGAAUGUUUUACAAUGCCUACAGUUCCUUUCCCUGCUGGCAUGCUGGCAGACAAACUUAAACCAGCAAUUGAAAUGUAACAUCAAUAAAAUACUUUUUUUUUUUUUUUUUUUGGCUGAAGACUGGGUGAAACCUUUUCAUUUGAUCUAAUCUGUUUAAACACAUUGUGUACCUCAGAAAUGUUAUUUUGGACUUUGCUGAUAAUACAGCUCAAAUAAUCAAAUUGCUGCAUUACCCUUUGCCUAGGUUUGUGCUCCUCUGUGUUUUAUCUACCAGUUUACUUAAACCUCCAUCAGAGCUGUUGCUCAAACCUGGACUCUGACGGUUUGUUCGUACUGCAAACAGAGAAAUGACUAAAUCAAACCCAUGGCAAGUACAAAUAGUUGUAGAACCUACCGCUGUACAUACCUGCUGUAGUCAUUCAACAAGGCUGUGCCACACGUCAGCAUUUAAUGACACAGCAAACAGUACCUUCGUUUCAAUUAAACCAAAGAUUUAAUCAGUUAUUGGAGAAAUGUUUUGUUUAUUUGGCAGGAUAUGUUUGAUUGUACUGUAUAUUUGCCUUAACUAAAAACAUAUGGAAAUAAAGCAGAAUCAGACAUUACUCUCUUAUACUUUCUGUCAAACAUUUUACCUCACCUCAUGUUGUUUGAAACCUUGAAAUCUUCAAAACAAACAGAAUUUAGCAAUGUUACAAAGGUAAAUUAAGUAAUCUAAAUAAUGUGGAAUAAUUGUAAAAAAAAAACCCAUAAAAGUAGUCCAUACACGACUUACAUACGCGUUAUAUAAUAAAGUGUAUUGAAACCUUACGAUAGGUUUGCGUGAAGAAAAGACCAAAUUUCAUUGAUAAUCUAACUCUUCAUAGACCUGUUAACAGCUGCAACCAGUUCAUUAAGUCAGUUAAACUUGGAUCAGUUUAUGUGAACGAAUCAUACAAACUUGUCGUUCACACAUUCACAAAUCAGACACUGUUAAUUCUCUCGUGAACUCUUAUGAACGUGGAAAAAUUUCUUCUUUUGUGUUCUACAGAAGAAAGUCAUAUGGGUUUGGAAUGACAUGAGGUGGAGUAAUGAUAACUGGUCUAAUUGCAUGGUAUGGAAAAGCAGCUUGGACAUAAAACAUCUGCUUUUGUGUUUGGAAUGACAUGAGGGUGAGUAAAUUGUUACAGAACUGUCUUUUGUUCCCCCAGUGAAUUAUUGCUUUAAAUGUCAUUGCAGCACCUCUCAAAUUCAAGUCAUUUCAGAUCCUGUAAGUGGACACCAUGUCCUUUCAUUUGGAGUUACGAGGCAAAUACCAACACAAUGAAUUUGAGUAUUCUUGUUUGACUUACUAGAUAGUGUUCUAGUAAACUAUGUGACCUAUUGCAAAGUGUGAUUAAUCAAUCUAUUCUUUGCACAUUAUCACUUAAGUCAGCAACUUGGUGGAAUUACUGGAUAAUAGUCCUUCCUGAAAAAAUGCAUAAUGAGACCACACAAAUAUGAAGAAUUUUCCAUACUUUAAUUAUUCACAAUUAUUUACAUAUCAGAUCUUAAAUUCUAUGACAAAAGUUGACAAUCUGAAAGGAAAGGGUAAGAAUGGUAAGAAUAAGGUUGGUUUCAAUGUUUGUAAGGAUUAAUGCCUCUGUUGAACACAUAGAAGUUAAAAAUUAAAAGUAAUAUUACACAGUGGCUUUCACACAGACACACAUGUUGGUGCGGCUAUCCUUAUGAGGACUCUCCAUAGACAUAAUGAUUUUUAUGCUGUACGAACUAUAGAUUCUGUCCCCUAACCCUAACCCUAAACCUAAC
Myxocyprinus asiaticus (Chinese sucker) is the source of this 4414-nucleotide messenger RNA. RefSeq names its product transmembrane protein 150A-like. Lineage: Eukaryota; Metazoa; Chordata; Actinopteri; Cypriniformes; Catostomidae. The record is from RefSeq and is a predicted model, not a curated record. The transcript is spliced from 8 exons. Bases 361 to 1179 code for a protein of 272 amino acids.